GUUUCCUUCAUCAGUAGCACCCCUUCUUCUGUGUCGUCCACUGUCCCAGUCCAAAGUGUCCAACCUACCGUUGUCACAGUUACUUCGCAGACGCAGACGGCCGCCCCAUCCAGCACCAGCUCUUCCGCAUCUACAUCCACGUCGGCUUCCGCAACUUCUACUCAGAGGCCGGUCACAACUGCGCCAGCAAAUAACUCCCCGGCCUCGAGUGGAGGUGGAACCUCUGACGGUGAUAUCCAGGCUUAUCUAUCGGCACACAACGCUGUCCGAGCCCAACACGGAGCUGCCGCUCUUUCCUGGAGUGACAACUUGGCAAGCAAGGCUCAGAAGUGGGCCAAUGGCUGUAAGUUCGAACACUCCGGCGCUUAUUUGGCGUUCAAAACAGAAAAUCUGGCCGCUGGAACUGGAUCAGCAUAUAAUAUAGCAGCUGCCGUCAAGUCCUGGACGGACGAAGUUUCGGAGUACAACUCCAAUAACCCUGUUCCGUCGCACUUUACUCAGGUUGUUUGGAAAGGCACUUCCCAGGUUGGUUGUGCCGUUAAACUGUGCGAUGGCAUUUUCGACGCUAGUUUCGGGGUGACUAAAUACUUUGUCUGUGAGUAUCAGACUCAAGGAAACGUCAUCGGCCAGUUUGCGUAA
Messenger RNA from Laccaria bicolor S238N-H82, 639 nucleotides. RefSeq lists its product as uncharacterized. NCBI's taxonomy places the organism in Eukaryota, Fungi, Basidiomycota, Agaricomycetes, Agaricales, Hydnangiaceae. The transcript has 5 exons. The annotation marks the transcript as partial. The record is from RefSeq and is a predicted model, not a curated record.